AUGAUAAAGUAUCACAGGCCCUUUGUUCAGUUACCGAGCAUUGAUCAAGAAACGAUCAUGUCUGUUCAGGACGACAUAGCCAUCCUUCGCCCAUGGAUUAUGAAGCAGGCGCAUUUUCCUGAAGAUAUCGAUGACCAUCUCAUCAAAAGGUUCCUUGCCGUAUGCGAAGGCAGCCUUGAAAAGACCAAAGCAACCAUGGACCACUUCUUCUGCUUGCGGUCAGAGGCUCCAGAAUUCUUCACCGAGAGGGACCCACUACACCACAGGAUGCAAGAAGUAUUUUCUCUCAUUGACCUUUUGCCCCUACCGCAGCUAACGCCAGAAGGUUACAAAUGCUUCAUGUACAAAGUGGCUGAUCCAAAUCCGGAGAAAUUCUGCUUCAACGAUUACGUGAAAAACUUCUUCCUCGUCGGAGAUACCCGCGUCAAGACUGAAACCAAUAUACCAAAAGGAGAGAUCGUAAUAUUCGACAUGAAGGGAUAUUCCCUUCGACAUCUCACCAAGAUUCCGCUCGUAUCCGUGAGGAAAUACAUGCAGUACACCCAACUACAUUUCCACCAACCUGGAGCGACAACACUUUACGACUACGUUCCUCAAGAGAUUCUUCCCAGUGAAUAUGGCGGCAAGGCUGGAGCAGUUGCUGACAUAAAAGGUGAUAUUUUAUUUUUACGAAUAAAAAGAUACGCUCUUAAGAACUACCUUACUCAUUCAGUUAAUGCCUAG
Messenger RNA from Nezara viridula (southern green stink bug), 723 nucleotides. Lineage: Eukaryota; Metazoa; Arthropoda; Insecta; Hemiptera; Pentatomidae. The record is from the annotation of a GenBank genome assembly.